Dibothriocephalus latus is the source of this 1026-nucleotide messenger RNA. The record is from the annotation of a GenBank genome assembly. NCBI's taxonomy places the organism in Eukaryota, Metazoa, Platyhelminthes, Cestoda, Diphyllobothriidea, Diphyllobothriidae.
CCACUUAUUUUGCGUAUCCUAAUCACUUUGUUCUCCCUCUCCUGCCUACGCAUCCAGCUACUGACUGUUCGUCGCCGACUGCGACUCCUCUGCGAUCUGCCUGACUGCGAUGAAAGCCUGUCUUCCGCGACAGCCACAGUAACAACCUUGAGAAGCCUUUUCGUGCACCUGCGAACCACCUGUCUGCCCUUCCUGCGUAUCGCUGCCUUCAUCAUGCAGGAGAUUACAGCCAUUGAUGUGCCCGACGCCGCCACGCUCUGCCAGCCGUCUGCCGACAAACCAGUGGAUGAGUUCAUCCUCCUACUGACUUAUCUGGGCCUGCCACUGGGACCCGAGGACCUUCUCACCGUGUUGUCUGCAGAGUGCGCUCAAAGUGCUGACUUGGAAGAAUCUUGCUCAAUAAAUUUACAGACGAGGGAUUCUUCGACUUCCCUCUACUUGGCACGUCUCAUUACUUCGUGGUGUCUUGCAGGCCGCUCCACCGACAGUCGGAAGCUCUAUACCGACCUGCGCCAGCGUUUCCUAUCCCAGUUGACAGAGCAUCCAGGCCCUUUGCCAGAACCGCAGAUGCAUGUGCCCCGUCUCAUUAGCCUGCCCCGGGAAUACGUUAAGCUGUUAGCUAUAGCCGACGUAUGGAAGAAUCAACACUCCGUGAGAGGUACAUCUUUGCUUCCGAGCCUGUGCCUAGUCUGUGGCGCAGUUGCGUCAUACUUCGACCCUCAAGUGGACUUGCUGUCUCGUUUGCUGAACAUAGAUUACUCUGCACCGAACUCCACUGAAAUGGAAAUGCACGUACGCCGCAAUCAUGCUGGCUACGCGUUCAUUCUCCUGCUAGAUUCGAGCAAGCUUUUUUGUCUUUCUGACGAGGCUCGGCGGAUCACCAAGCUACCGGAAGUCUAUCGAGAUGAGUUUGGUGAACCUGAUGUCAACCUGAGGCGCGGAAGCCCACUUUUUCUGGAUGAAGUUGCCUAUCGGAAGUUGACUGGAACCUGGCUGAAACAUGAAGCUAUUCAGACCGUCUCAUAA